GCAUGCCUUGACAGUCGGGCAUGCUGGGAGUUGUAGUUUUGCAACAGCUGGAGGCUCACUGGUUGGGAAACCCUGAUAUCUAGUCACACUGCAGUAACUCUCCAAAGAAACUACGACUCCCAGCAUGCCAUAAGCGGCUGGUAGAUCGCAGGCAUGCCGGGAGUUGUAGGCUGUGGUCCCUCCCCUUCCCAUCUGCAGACGUGUCUCAAGCGGCAGUGACUAAGUCAGAGCAUCACUCCUAUCCUAUACACGGUGUUCGGCCAUGGCUACUGACCGGCUGGUGGAGGAGCUGCGGGCCAGGGUCCGGGAGCUGGAAGAGGAGCUGGGCAGGACCAGACAUGAGAUCCCCCGGGCUAAGAUCAGCAAGAUGAGUGCGGAGGUGGUGGACUCCAACCCCUACAGUCGUUUAAUGGCUUUGAAGAGAAUGGGAAUAGUUCAGGAUUAUGAGAAAAUCCGAACCUAUACUGUGGCAGUAGUGGGUGUUGGCGGUGUGGGCAGCGUCACUGCAGAAAUGCUAACAAGAUGUGGAAUCGGUAAGCUGCUACUGUUUGACUAUGAUAAGGUGGAGCUGGCAAAUAUGAACAGGCUCUUCUUCCAGCCACAUCAGGCUGGGCUUAGCAAAGUGGAGGCUGCUGAGCAUACCCUGAGGAAUAUAAAUCCCGAUGUCCAGUUCGAAGUUCAUAACUACAACAUCACAACUCUAGACAACUUCCAACAUUUCAUGGAUAGAAUAAGCAAAGGAGCAUUAAGAGAAGGAGAACCAGUAGACCUUGUACUUAGCUGUGUUGAUAACUUUGAAGCACGCAUGGCCAUUAACACUGCUUGUAAUGAACUUGGACAGAUCUGGAUGGAGUCUGGAGUUAGUGAGAAUGCAGUGUCAGGACACAUUCAACUUAUUAAACCUGGGGAAACAGCAUGCUUUGCGUGUGCACCACCUCUAGUAGUUGCUGCAAACAUCGAUGAAAAGACUUUAAAACGAGAAGGCGUUUGUGCUGCCAGUCUGCCCACCACAAUGGGAGUUGUAGCAGGAAUACUUGUACAGAAUGUACUCAAGUAUUUGUUAAAUUUUGGCACAGUCAGUUACUACCUAGGAUACAACGCAAUGCAAGAUUUUUUCCCUACUAUGGCCAUGAAGCCCAACCCAUCAUGUGAUGAUAGAUACUGCAGACAACAACAGGAGGCAUACAAGCUCAGAGAGGCUUUAGAACCAAAGCCAGUGGUAGUAGUUGUAGAGGAAUCACCAGUUAUACACGAAGACAAUGAGUGGGGCAUUGAGCUGGUGUCUGAAGUCUCUGAAGAAGAGUUAAAAGAAGCUUCUGGACCUGUCCCCGAGCUGCCAGAGGGAAUUAAAGUGGCAUAUACAAUUCCUAUAACGAAACCUACAUCAGGAGCCAUAGUGGAAGACACAGAUCAGAGUCUGGAGGAUCUCAUGGCACAAAUGAAAAACAUGUAAUACUACUAAUGGUUGUCACUCACUGAGGUCAAGGUUCAUCAUUCCUGUGUGUCCUAGUGUAACGCAUUGUUAUAAUAGUUCUUGGCUCUUCUGAAUUGGAACUAAAAAGGAGUUAUCAUCUGUUCAUCCUCUGUACUUAAUCUCUGUACAAAUAAACAGCUUAGCAUUAUUUAAAUACAUUUUCUCUCUCUGAU
Messenger RNA from Hyla sarda, 1647 nucleotides. It is a transcript of the gene UBA5, whose product is annotated as ubiquitin like modifier activating enzyme 5. NCBI's taxonomy places the organism in Eukaryota, Metazoa, Chordata, Amphibia, Anura, Hylidae. Gene Ontology annotation, biological process: protein ufmylation. The transcript has 12 exons. The record is from RefSeq and is a predicted model, not a curated record. The coding region runs from base 263 to 1453 and encodes 396 amino acids. Gene Ontology annotation, cellular component: cytoplasm; cytosol. Gene Ontology annotation, molecular function: UFM1 activating enzyme activity.